This is a messenger RNA of Colletotrichum truncatum, 3495 nucleotides long. The record is from RefSeq and is a predicted model, not a curated record. Lineage: Eukaryota; Fungi; Ascomycota; Sordariomycetes; Glomerellales; Glomerellaceae.
AUGAUGAGUGCCUCUGAGAGUGCACCGCCUGUUACUGGCAUCCAGGCAAAAAGGGACGGACAUCAUACUCCCAAUAUUAGCAUAUCAUCUCAGUCGCACGCCUGUAAUGCCGCUUUCGAUAGGUUGCGCCAAAGUAUACCCAACUCCGCAUAUCGUGGCUUAGAAAACGCAGUCGCCGAUGAGGUAGGGAGGUUCAAAAUAUGGGCGGCAAACAUCGGUGCUCUACAGGAUGCAAAGUCCGCGAGUUCGUUAGACUCAAGAUUGAAAACAUCCGACCGUAUGCGACAAUUUGUCUCAUCCGAUCUAACUCGUCUGAAAGAUGUCCUUGAUAGAGCUGCUGGUAUAAUUUCAGGAGAUUUACCAAACAGGACGAGCCAACCAUUAGUCUCAGAGGAGGAUGUGGCCACGCGAUCCGUCGAAAUCGUCUUUAGAAGUGACGCUGGAAACAUUAUGGGUGAUGAAAGUUCGACGUCAGACACGACCGAACUAGCUCAGCUGUUUCUGAACAUUCAGUCAUGCAUCACACACCUCUUUACUCUAUCAACUCUGAUCCGAAAAGACCGGCCCCGCGGUCGCAUAGGACGACAAAGACCACAGGACUCGGUGCCAGAUCCCGGACCUGAUAUCGUCAACGCUCGAGAUAAGUUUCCAAAACUUAAGCAAAGACCAUGGCUCGCAGAAAGGAUAGGUACAUGGGUAAGCAAGCAGAGAGACUACGUUCGUUACCGGCAAGACCACCGAAAGAAGAUGUCACGAUCCAAUAAGGACGCAUCGGACGAGACUCGAUCCACCCGUGCUACAACGAAAGCGACCACUUAUAACGACCCCUCCAGUGGGCAAGAGGCUAUGAAUUCAAAUUCCAUAAGUGCUAGAGAAGGAAGUUUUACCAGUGUCGCCACGUCAUUUGCUACUACUGCUGCUGGCGACAUGGCUUCUGGUCGCCGGAUCCCAAAUCUGACAGACAUGUGGCUCGAUGGUGUUAAGUUGGGCUAUAACCAGAAUAUCGAAUGCCCGUUUUGCCGUACCAUUCAGAUAAUAGAGAACAGGAAUCAAUGGAAACGACACGUCUAUCAAGACAUUCAAAUGUAUGUCUGCACCUUUGAGAAGUGCGAAGCAGAGCCCUUUGCGUCCUCUCAUGAGUGGUUUAAGCACGAGAUGGAAAAUCAUCGACAAGAAUGGAAGUGUUAUCUGUGUCAUGUCGAAUGUAAUACUGAAUCCGCGCUUGAGGGACAUUUUGGCUCGAAACAUUCUGGACUUCUGUCGUCGGCACAGAUGCGUGUGAUGGCAAAGGCCUCCAAAAAGGCACUCACGAACUUUGAUAAGAAUGCUUGUCCACUAUGUGACAACUGGAAGCCUUCACCAACUGGCAAGGAUAACACCAGGAAAUUUCGAUCCCAUCUUGCCAAACACCUUCAAGAGAUCGCCCGGGAGGCAUUGCCUCUGGCCAUCGAAGGUCUUGAGGUCAGAGAAACUGAUAGCGAUGGCGACUCAUUAUCAAGCGAAAAUGAUGAUCAGACAACUGAAAAAACUAAGGACGCUCCUGAAGUAACCUGGAUCCCGUUUGGAAGGUUUCGUUUUGAGGAAAACGGUAGAUGUCUUGUAUCUGGAUACGACGGGACCAGUUUCUGCCAGGCCGAAUUCGACAACCCGUAUGAGCUUGAGAAUCACUGGAAAACUGAGCAUCUACGAGAUGCUGCCGCCUCAAUUAUUGCAUGCCAGGACUGCGCACGUAAGAUGGUCGGGUUGUGGUGUACCAACUGUCCCGAGAGGAACACCUCCGAUCAAUGGUACUACGCAACCUCCAACAAAAAUAUACAGAUAAAGCCGUCACAUUAUCAGUCAUUGUUAGGUAAAGUUGAGCAGAGGCUUAGGAUUAAUGAGCGGCUUGCAGCGGAAGCCAGAAGUAGAAAAUCAGACGCUACAAAUUUGGCAGAGCCUUAUCUUCCGGCCGUCGAAGGUGGACAACAUGAGCCAGAAGAAACAUACCAACAGCUCUCUUUUAGCAGAGAGAUGGAUUUAAGCCAACAGUACACGGCCUAUGAAGCCAAACAAAAGGCGGAAACCGACGCUCAAGGGAAUAUAAUAUCUCCCCAACCACAGCCAUCUUCAAUGCAGAGCCAAGGUGGCACUGAAGAAUCUUCUCUGACAAAGGGGAAACAUACAGCUGAUAUUGGUAAAGACUUCGUUGCAUAUAAUCUGUCGCCACAGCUUGCCUCCCCAUCAGAUCGGCAGGGGAAGAAGAUAGAGAAGGGCAGCGAGGAUGAUGCCUCAGAGGAAGACAUUUCAAAAGCUCAUUCAGACAGAAGUCCCAUCGAUGAUUUCUGGGGGUUUUCAUUAGGCAAAAAAGGAAAGAAGAAGAGUAUAAGGAACGUUCUGCCUGAGGAGGAGCAUCAAAAAACAUCACAAGAAGAACUAACUUCCGAUGAAAUUUGGGCUCUAUGGGGUACAAAAGCCAGGAAGAACAAGAAGACACUUUCCAAGGAAAUAGACCGGGCGCACCACGAAGCUGAAGUAGCCAUGGGUACCAAGGAACAAAAGACUGCACAAACAGCGGAUGAAAACCACAAGGGCUCCUUGACUCUUGGUGUCACUAACCGCCAAGAUACCAAUGAGAGUGGCAUUUCUCAAGAUCAUCCUGUAUACAGGGAUGCCACCCCACAAGCCGAUGAACACUUCCACUCUCUGCCCGAUAACAGCAGAGAGCACAGUAAAGAGGAUAAACAAACCAUUUGGGUUUGGUAUUGUAGUAAUUGCAGGGUCGGGCCUUUCAACAUUUAUAGGGACCACGCAUGCCCGUCCUGCUAUCACUGGCGCUGCAACGAUUGCGACGUGCAGCAAGUACUUAUAAGUCGACGAACUUCAAGAGAACAUUUUGAAGCCAAAGAGAACGCUGAUCAACACAAGAGGCCCUCCAGUUUCGACUUCCAGUCCCUAGAGUACAGCGACGACGGCUCAGUGCACCCUUUGAUGCUUCAUGGCUCAUAUCCUUUCCCUCCUCUUGUUAAUACUAGCUCACAAAAGCCAUCUGAGGAAACGACAAGAGACUUGUCUACCAGAAGUCCAAUCAUGUCAGCCGCGAGCCCUCCCCUCACUCAUCAAGAACCAAUCGAACGCCGCCCAUCAUCUCGUGAUACUUCUUACGACCCAUUUGGCACCCCGAUGAACAUUGCAGCUCGCGCUCGCCAGCGUUCAAUAGGACGCCGUCGGGAAGCACGUUUCAAUAAAGAAAAGGAUCGUACAAAGUCACGAUAUCAGGGUGGCCAGGUCUCGAUGGAUGUGCAAUCUCCAGACCAGGAGGAAACAGCUGAAGUAGAAAGAAACGCCGACGAAGACGAGAGCUCUCGUCGGGGUCGUGAUCGCUUUCGUGAGCGUUUGGUUCGGACUACUCCGAUUCCGCAAACAAGUAUGCGCAAUGAAAGCCCUCUUGUAAGCGAUUAUCUCGACUACGGCACAGAUGAAGUAGAAGAUGGCAAUUAUCAUCCUCACCCUCUUUAA